AUGGCAGAGCAGAGCAGAGCAGAGCAGAGCAUCCACACCACACAUGCCACCACCCGACCCCACACCAUGCCACAUGCCAUGGCACCACCUGCCACCACCCCACCCCACACCAUGCCACAUGCCAUCGCACCACAUGCCACCACCACCCACCUGCACCACCCCACCUCAUGCCACCACCACCCACCCUGCACUGCCUGCACCACCCCACAUGCCACCACACCAUGCACUGCACCACCCACAUACCCUGCACACCCCAGCCAUGCACUGCAAUCACCCCCACCCAACCAUGCACUGCACCACCCAUGCCGCCACCACCCCACACCACCCUGCACUGCACCACCCCACGUGCCACCGCCCCAACCAUGCACUGCACCCCCGCCCGCCCCUGCACCACCCACAUUGCCACCACACCCAAGCCAUGCGUUGCGCCACCCACGUGCCACCACGCCCAACCAUGCACUGCACCACCCCACAUGCCACCCCACCUUGCACUGCACCGCCACAUGCCACCACACCCCACCCUGCACUGCACCACCCCUGCAUGCCACCGCACCCUGCCCUGCACUGCACCGCCCUGCCAUGCGCCACACACCUGCACCACCCAUGCACCACCCGGCCACGCCGCCACCACACCCAGCCAUGCGCUGCACCACCCCACAUGCCACCACACCCAGCCAUGCACCACGUGCCACCGCCACCAUGCCACCACACCCCACCCUGCCCGCCACUGCACCCUUACAUGCCACCACACCCAACCAUGCACUGCGCCAUCCCAUGCCACCACGCCCAGCCAUUGCUGCACCACCCCAUGCCACCACACCCCACCUGCACUGCACCACCCCACAUGCCACCACACCCCACCAUGCACUGCACCACCCCACAUGCCACCACACCCAACCAUGCACUGCACCACCCCACAUGCCACCACACCCUGCACUGCACUGCACCACCCACCUGCCACCACACCCAGCCAUGCACUGCACCACCUUGUGCCACCACACCCACCA
This is a messenger RNA of Haliotis rubra (blacklip abalone), 1007 nucleotides long. RefSeq names its product protein TRACHEARY ELEMENT DIFFERENTIATION-RELATED 7A-like. NCBI's taxonomy places the organism in Eukaryota, Metazoa, Mollusca, Gastropoda, Lepetellida, Haliotidae. The annotation marks the transcript as partial. The record is from RefSeq and is a predicted model, not a curated record. The transcript has a single exon.